Molecule: messenger RNA, 3603 nt
Organism: Westerdykella ornata
Lineage: Eukaryota; Fungi; Ascomycota; Dothideomycetes; Pleosporales; Sporormiaceae
Exons: 3
Coding region: 1-3603 (1200 amino acids)
Cellular component (GO): nucleus
Molecular function (GO): poly(A) RNA polymerase activity; RNA binding
Source: RefSeq, a predicted model, not a curated record
AUGGCGAGCGUCGGCAACACAUCAGCAACUAAGCCCAUCGCUACCACCUCUUUUGAUACCGCUCUUUGUGUUAUUCCUCCCUUGAACCAAUGCACCGAAAUCAAUACGCUGCGAUCACUUUACGAUAAGAGUUGGGGAAGGUGGCCUCAACAUAUCAAUCUUGUCUACCCCUUUGUGCAUCCGGAAAAGCUGCCUGAAGCAAAGGUCCGAAUCGAAGCUGCCCUUAGCAGCUCUGCAUCCGUGGCCAGCCUCGGUGCUAGUCUCGAGCAGCCAGGAUACUUCGAACAUCGAAAGGAGUAUACAGUCUUUCUUGGGGAGAGCGACUCACCAACGACUGCCUUGGAAAGCUUGCGAUGCACUGUAUUGGAAGCGCUGGGUCAGCCGUCGACACCGUACAAGUUGCAUCUUACGGUUGGACAAUCUGUGGAUAAAACCGAAGCAGCGCGGGACUUCUUGCUGGACAAAGUGAGGCGGCUUCCUUGUCUAAAAUUCCCCAUAACAAGCCUCGCAAUACUGGUUCGGGAAACCCCGGCGAAGCAUCAGAGAGAAGCCAGUCGUAUGAGGCUUUGGGGAGUCAUUUCACUUGGAUCGGCGGAAUUCAUACCGAAACCCUCUGAAUUCUGGCUUUCAUAUCCGAAUGAGCGAGGUCCUACUUCUAGGCCGGACAGUGCAGUUGCAGAGCACGGGUUUGAUGGUGCGCACGCCCUGCCCGCAGACAGAAGAGCCCCAUCGGAAGUCGCCUAUGCUUACAAUCAGGGCACAUGGGCUCCUUGUGCCGGAGAAGAAUGCACUAUAAACUUGGAUCGGUCCUUGACCGUCUCGAGCUAUAACGUUCUGAUCGAUUCGGAAUAUCCCCCGGCUCGUGAAAGAGACCCGCUUUUGCUUGAAGCCAUACUGUCCGACACCGCAGCCGCUGAUAUUCUGGUCCUCCAGGAGGUGUCCGAUGACUUCCUGUCCUACAUCCUGGCCACACCAGAGAUACAACGGCGUUACCCCUACUGUAGUCACGGUUCCCCUGACCAACCAGACACUGGUCCACUUCCGAAUCUUCGCAACAUUGUACUCCUAAGCCGCAUGCCAUUCACGUGGGAGACGGUGCCGUUCCAGAGAAGGCACAAAGGCGCAUUGGUGGCUUCUUUUGGAGCCUCCGAGAACGGACCCUCAGAUUUUCACUUCAUAGUUGCUGGCGUUCACCUCACAUGCGGCCUCACGGAUGGCUCCGUAGCGGCCAAAAAGGCGCAAUUACAGAAUUUGCUAUCCUUUCUUCAGCAGCGGCAUUCAACUAAACCGUGGAUCAUUGCUGGAGACUUCAAUAUCACGACUUCCACAUACACCAUUGAAUUUGCUCUCAAGCACAGAUCGAUCACUCAGGAAACAGGUAGUACUCUCAGAAACAUAGAGACCAUGAUAGCUGAGGCAGAAUUGCUGGAUACAUGGUCAGUGGCCAGGAUCGAGGCUACUGAUGACCCGCUUCCGGAACCUGACGAUCUGUACGACGGAGAGUUCGGGGCCACCUUCAAUCCCAGAACGAACAUCCUCGCGGCAGCCACGUCGGGAACUUCGAAUAACCGCCCACAGAGAUAUGAUCGUAUACUUCUGCGGGGAAUGGAUAAGCUUCGCAUCAGUCAGUUCAACCACUUCGGUCUGCCAGGAGACAAAAGCGAUCGCUCUGGGACACCAAGCGAUCACUGGGGGAUAAGAGCAUCCCUUCAACUCCUGCCGCGUACUGGAGACUGUGCUGGCAAUGAGUCCCAGCCGUUGAAGCACCGUCCUAUUGACCUACAAGAUGUGUCCACAGGACUGACGGAUCCCUGGGACCUUCAUGCCGCUCUCGCCGCUCGCGGGAUGAUCCCUACUGAAGAAAAUGUCGAAGCGUUCAAAUCUGCCUUUACGCGCCUUAAGGAUGUCCUCCUUGGGCCCACUGAGGAAAGGAUGCCUCAAGUCCCCCUGGUCAUAAUCCCUGUCGGUUCCUACGCCCUGGAUGUAUGGACGUCCACCUCUGAUAUUGACUGCCUGUGUGUGGGCACAAUGAGCCCCAAAACCUUCUUCAAGCUCGCUCGUCAACGGAUACGCAGAGCGGGAGUGUCCGGUAUUCGUCUGAUAAGGAAGGUGGAAGCGAAAACAGGUAUUAUGUUUGAGCUUACUGUCAGAGGCAUCAACGUUGACUUGCAAUACUGCCCGGGUGGCCGUCUUUUGGAAAGGUGGUCUGAACUCCCCAAUUUGCAUCCCACAGAUCCGGUUUUCGACCUGCCGAUGCUUUCCUUGCGGAAACUCAAACCAUAUCGCGAUCUCGUAUAUAUCCAGCGGACUCUGCCGUCACUGGGUGCUUUCCGCCUUGCCUACCGCGCCAUAAAGCUUUGGGCCCUUCAGCGUGGCGUCUACUCGUCCAAAUUCGGAUUUCUGGGCGGAAUUCAUAUCACGCUCAUGCUUGCAUCUAUUUGCAAAGGAUUGGUUCAUGUAGCGGGUGCGGUCACAGCACCCGCUCUUGUAAAGAUUUUCUUCCACCAUUACGCCCACUUUGACUGGAAGAAUGACAUGGUGUUCGACCCCUUCUUCCACAAGACGCGACCGCGUUACCACAGGAGUGCAAGGGAGCCAAUGGUCGUGCUUGGCUAUCACGCACCCAACUCGAAUGCGGCACAUACAUCAACUGGUCCUGGUCUCGCUACACUGGUCAAGGAAUUCAAGAUAGCGGAUCAGCGCUUGUCCGCUGUUGGAAUGAGCUGGGACCAGUUCUUCACCGUACCCGGUGGCGCAGAGAAUUACCUUUCUGAAUUUCUCGGCUCGCAUGACGGAUAUGCGCAGAUCAGCAUGCAAUACUGGGGUCGUUCUCUUUCUAGAGACAAGGGACUUAUCGGCUGGGUAGAGUCCCGCUCUCUCCUGCUUGUCGUCGAUAUUCACAAAGCCCUUCCAGACAUUGAAGUUCGAAUAUGGCCUUCACGUCUCAGUAACCGGGGACCCGAAAAUACAGAGACCGGUUACGAAGGAUGUUUCGUCAUCGGAAUUUCUUGGAAAUCAUACGCCACCAAGGAUCGAAGAUUGCAAUUGUUCGAGUCCUUGCAAAAAGCGUUCAGCCGGUUCCUGGACACAAUCCGCGGAGAGGAGAAGAAUUACGAUCGUAAUACCUGCUGGGUGGACAUCUCGUUGGUGAGCCCUGCUCAGGUGAAAGAUCUUCGUCCUGAGAGCACGGACUGGGGCGAUUAUGUUGCCGACGCUGACUUGGACUCUGACGAUGAAGAAGAUGAUAUAGGAAACUCAAAUGAAGACAGCCAUCAGCCCACUAUCCCCUAUGUCCCAAUCCGGCCGCCUCGUACCUCUGCCGUCGAGGUAAAAUCCAAGCUUCGGCCCGCAUCCGACGUGUUGAAUCGUCUGCGUUGGGAUCCCGGUUGUAAUCCGGGAGCUUUCAUCGUAGGAUAUGAGGAUCGUUUCGUGGGGGCGAAGGAGAUGGACCUCGAAAGGUGGAAGUCGGAGAGUACUCAUGACGAGUUUGUGCCUAUGCAUAGAAUCCUCUACUUCAGGAGGAAAGCCGAUGGAGUGGUCGUCUGGGAUAGAAAUGCGAGGUUGGAUAGGAUUUUUGGUAGUGGGAUCGGUGAUAGGGAGUAG